This is a messenger RNA of Eruca vesicaria subsp. sativa (arugula), 3379 nucleotides long. The record is from the annotation of a GenBank genome assembly. Lineage: Eukaryota; Viridiplantae; Streptophyta; Magnoliopsida; Brassicales; Brassicaceae.
CCCUUUCUCUCUCACUCUCUGCCUUUGUUUUCUUUAUUUUCCUUCCUUUCCUCUCCACAAACUUUCACUUUUCUCUUAACCUCAAGAAGAAAGAAAGAAGAGACUCUCCUCUUCAAUUCCACAUUCUCCUUCGCCGGAAAAAGCUUCCCCUAACUCAAGAAACCCACUAAAAAUGGAGCUAAAAAGUCAGUAAAACGGAGACGUUUCGGUGAAACAAUGCAUAAAGUUUCGAUUUUUACAAUCCUCUUGGUGUCGGUGGUGUUGGGUUUUCAAUCUCCGGUGAGAUCUCUAGACCCGCCGCUAAACGACGACGUUUUGGGUCUCAUUGCCUUCAAAUCCGACCUGCGAGAUCCAGACAAAAAGCUUGAAUCUUGGAACGAAGAUGACUACACUCCUUGCACAUGGAACGGAGUCAAGUGCCAUCCUCGGACAAAUCGUGUCACUGAGUUAAACUUAGACGGUUUCUCUCUCUCUGGUCGGAUAGGCCGUGGUCUGCUCCAGCUCCAGUCUCUUCACAAGCUCUCUCUCUCCAACAACAACCUAACCGGAGUCAUUAACCCUAAUCUGAUUUCUAGUCUUGUGAAUCUCAAAGUUGUUGACUUGAGUGGUAAUGGGCUUUCCGGCCCACUUCCUGAUGGGUUUUUCCGGCAAUGUGGGUCGUUAAGAGCGUUUUCUGUGGCGAGGAAUAGGCUUAGUGGGAAGAUACCGGGUAGUGUUGGGUUGUGUUCUUCUCUUGGGUCUUUGAACUUGUCUUGGAAUGGGUUUUCUGGUUUGGUGCCGUUGGGGGUUUGGGGUUUGAACACUCUUAGGUCACUUGAUUUGUCUAGGAAUGAGUUGGAGGGAGAGUUUGGUGGGAUGAAGAUAGGGAGGUUGAAGAAUUUGAGAGCUAUUGAUUUGAGUAGGAAUAAGUUGUCUGGUUCUAUUCCUGGAGAGAUUGGGAGCUGUUUGUUGUUGAAGAGUGUUGAUCUUAGUGAGAAUGAUUUGUCAGGGAACUUGCCUGACACGUUUCAGCAGCUGAGUUUGUGUUAUUAUUUGAAUUUGGGAGGGAAUUUGCUGGAAGGUGAGGUUCCUGAGUGGAUUGGUGAGAUGAGGAGUCUUGAGAGUUUGGAUCUUUCAAUGAAUAAAUUCUCAGGGGAGGUUCCAGGGUCUAUUGGUGAUCUGAUGCGGUUGAAGGUUUUGAAUUUUUCUGGUAAUGGGUUUAAUGGUAGCUUGCCUGAGUCUACAGGGAAGUGUGUUAACCUCAUGGCUUUGGAUGUUAGUGGGAAUUCACUAACCGGGAAGCUUCCGGUUUGGUUGUUUCAAGAUGUGAAGAAUGAUAGUGUCAAGAAGAUUCAGGUUUUGGAUUUGUCAAGGAACUCUUUCUCUGGUGUGAUUGGAGGUGGUUUUGGAGAUCUUAGAGACUUGCAGGGUUUGAAUCUUUCGAGAAACUCUCUUACUGGGCCUAUCCCUAGUUCCAUUGGAGACCUGAAGCAUUUGAGCGUCUUGGAUUUGAGUCAUAAUCAGCUUAAUGGAACAGUUCCUAGAGAAACCGGUGGAGCUGUUUCAUUAAAAGAGUUGAGACUUGGAAACAACAUGUUGGAAGGAACUAUCCCACCUUCUAUCAAGAACUGUAGUUCACUUCAGUCUUUGAUCCUGUCACAUAACAAACUUAUAGGCGCAAUUCCACCAGAGAUGGCAAGACUUACAAACCUCCAAGAAGUGGACUUAUCAUUCAAUGAACUAACCGGGACGCUUCCCAAACAGUUAGCUAAUCUCGGUUACCUUCACACCUUCAACAUAUCUCACAACCAUCUCUCUGGAGAGCUACCUGCAGGUGGACUCUUCAACGGUAUCUCCGCUGAUUCAGUAUCAGGAAACCGAGGAAUCUGUGGUGCUGUUGUCAACAUAUCAUGUCCUGCUGUCUCACCUAAACCAAUUGUCUUGAAUCCCAAUGCAACUUUUGAUCCUGAUUCUGGUGAAUCAACAACGCCUCUUGGUGCUGCUGGUCACAAAAGAAUACUCCUUAGUAUAUCUUCCUUAAUAGCCAUUAGUGCUGCUGCAGCCAUUGUGGUUGGUGUGAUAGCCAUCACGGUACUUAACCUGAGAGUGAGAGCCACCACGGUGUCAAGAUCAGCUGUACCAAUCACUUUCUCCGGAGGAGAUGACUUCAGCAGAUCUCCUACCACUGAUAGCAACUCAGGGAAGCUUGUUAUGUUCUCCGGUGAACCUGAUUUCAGCACAGGAACACAUGCUCUCCUCAACAAAGACUGUGAGCUAGGUCGAGGCGGGUUUGGAGCAGUGUACAGAACAGUUAUCAGAGAUGAGUAUCCUGUAGCUAUCAAGAAGCUUACUGUCUCAAGCCUUGUGAAGUCACAAGAAGAGUUCGAGAGAGAGGUCAAGAAACUUGGGAAGCUCAGGCACACUAAUCUUGUUAAACUCGAAGGUUAUUACUGGACAACGUCUCUUCAGCUUCUUAUCUACGAGUUCCUCUCUGGUGGGAGUUUAUACAAACACUUACACGAAGCACCUGGAGGUGGUAGCAGUUCCCUUUCAUGGAAUGAUCGGUUCAAUGUUAUCCUCGGUACAGCCAAAUGCUUAGCUUACUUGCACCAGUCAAACAUCAUCCACUACAACAUCAAAUCAAGCAACGUGUUGCUAGACAGCAAUGGUGAGCCUAAAGUGGGAGAUUACGGGUUGGCCAGGCUGUUACCUAUGCUAGACAGGUAUGUUCUUAGCAGCAAGAUACAGAGUGCGUUGGGAUACAUGGCUCCAGAGUUUGCUUGCAGAACGGUGAAGAUAACUGAGAAAUGCGAUGUGUAUGGGUUUGGAGUGUUGGUUCUUGAAGUGGUUACAGGUAAGAAGCCUGUGGAGUAUAUGGAAGAUGAUGUUGUGGUUCUGUGUGAUAUGGUGAGAGAGGCUCUUGAAGAUGGGAGAGCAGAGGAAUGUAUUGAUCUGAGGCUGCAGGGGAAGUUUCCUGUGGAGGAAGCUGUUGCAGUGAUAAAGCUAGGGCUGAUUUGCACAUCUCAGGUUCCUUCGAGUAGACCACAUAUGGGAGAAGCUGUUAACAUAUUGAGAAUGAUCAGGUGCCCUUCAGGAAGCUCAGAUGAGUUGGGUUCUAGUUGAAAAUUUAUUUUAAAAUUAAGCUAACAUGUUUUGUAAGAGAAAGAUCCUUUGUGUUUGUGUGUGUUUUGUCUGUUGUUUUUUGGUAAGCAGUUGUGUGUUUUCUUAUGUAUGUUAGCUUCUUAUGUUUAUUUGUUGUUCUUUAUAACAAUUUAGGUUUUCAAUCGGGUUUGUCUUCAUUGUUUGGGACUCUUUUGAUUGAAAAGUUAAAUUAUUUAAAGGAAACAAAGCUUGUGGUCUUUUCAUUUCAAGUUUUACUUUCUAUUACCAUUUACUUGUG